This is a messenger RNA of Saccharomyces cerevisiae S288C, 723 nucleotides long. RefSeq lists its product as uncharacterized. Bases 1 to 723 code for a protein of 240 amino acids. Lineage: Eukaryota; Fungi; Ascomycota; Saccharomycetes; Saccharomycetales; Saccharomycetaceae. The transcript has a single exon. The record is from RefSeq and is marked reviewed. Gene Ontology annotation, cellular component: membrane.
AUGUCAGGGUUCAUUAAGAGCACGUUGCUUGGUCUAGGCCAAGAUUACUUAGAAGAUCAAUAUCAAGAGUUCGCAGAACAGCAUUUCCAGCCAACCAGGGAUCCGUUUUAUGAAACGAAUAAAGAUGGUAAAAAGCACCGCCGCAGACUGCCAUAUUAUUGCACUAAGGAUGAAAGUAAAGCGUGGAAAAAGGUCCAAAACAAAGCCUGGCUGCAUGACAAAUCACUGUGCGGAUGCUGUUGCUGGACAAACACUAUAGGAUGGGCACCAUUACUUGCACUUCUACCGGUUAUAGGACCCUUAUUGAUGUAUUGGGUGCAUGAUAAGUUGAUUGAAUUGGCAGAUGACAGGUAUAAAUUGCCUGCGGAAAUCAAGGUGAAGAUGCAUGGUAAUAUCGUUAUCGAUUUACUUAUUAGUUUAGUUCCUAUUCUGGGAAGUGUUUUUGCAUGGUUGCACGCAUGUUCCACGAGAAACGCAGCUAUAGUUUACAAUUUUGUUGGAAAAAGGGCAUUGGAAAGAAAGCAAGCGGAGCUCAUGCAUCAAAAAGAAGAAAAUGAGAAACAUUCCAAUGCCAAUACUGCACCUCCAGUAGUUGGUGGCAACAAAAAUGUGAAUGGAAACAGAAAUAAUAGUAAAAUGUAUAACAGACCGCCUGUGACAGCUCCACCUGCACCAGCAUACACGCGCAGUACUAACGGUCGCCCCCAAAGAGGUUACAGGUGA